AGUGGGACAAAUGAAGUUCACGCUCCGCAGCUGGUGAUGGCGGAUGUUGUGGAGAAAGACACCAUGAAGAAUUACCACAUAGCGUCCGAGAAAAUCAACCCGGACGCCAGCCGCUACCCGUACUGCAUAGUCUGGACGCCCAUCCCCGUGCUGUCAUGGCUGUUUCCCUUCAUCGGUCAUAUGGGAAUCUGCACCUCCACCGGAGUCAUCCGAGACUUCGCCGGGCCGUACUUUGUCUCUGAAGACAACAUGGCUUUCGGAAGACCGACAAAGUACUGGAUGCUGGACGUCAGUAAAGUCUACGCCAUGGGUUCCAACGCCUGGGACACGGCGGUGCACGACGCGUCCGAGGAGUACAAGCACCGCAUGCACAACCUGUGCUGCGACAACUGCCACUCCCACGUGGCCAUGGCCCUCAACCUGAUGCGCUACGAGAACAGCACCUCGUGGAACAUGGUGAAGCUCUGCCUGCUCGUGCUCGUCCACGGCAAACACGUCAGCUGCGCCGGCUUCCUGAAGACCUGGCUGCCUUUCCUCAUGCUCCUGGGCGUCGUGCUCACAGUGGCCCUGGCCCUCAACCUGCGGUGACCUGGGCGGCGGGCGGAGGACCUGUCACAGCGGGAACGCCGACUCCUCCCCCUCGGCAGGGUCAGAACGUGGGCGCUGACCUUUGGAACAGCAGAGGGAGGGGGAGGGUGGGGGCGUCACACGGUAUCCAAGGAGAGAGAGAGCGAUAUAUAUAUAUGGAAAGAGAAACUACUGGGCUCCAGGACAGGAUCGCUGGACGUCGGCGUCCACCUGGGUUUUUUUUUUUGGAGACAUUGGAAGACAUUCCCCCCUGACAUCCAUCUCACAGGACCACACCACAGACUGAACGGAUCCCAGCUCGAGCCAUCGCUGCCUUCACUAACGGUUGAAACACCGCCUCAUCCCUUUCUCUGAGGGGAAACGCAUAUCCAUGCCUUACUUGUUGAUUUUUAUCUACUAGAUCCGGGGCCGUAUUCCCACCAGUCCGUGCUUCCCGUGUGCCAUUUUUCUACCACGGGAGCACAAACGCGUCUUCGCUGCCUUCCUCGGGAAUCUGUAUCUCGGUCAUGCUGGUUCUAAUGUAGCUCUUCCACAGCUCAUACUUAAAAUACGCGAAAGCUUUUUGUACUUUCUGUGCGGUUUCUUAUUCACAUAUGAGCUUCUGUGUAGGAUAUGGAGCGUCUCUCUCAGCGGGCUUACUCGCUUUACACACAUUGCCUCACGCCUCGAUGAACUCCAGGUCAGAAGCGCAGUGAUUGUAGCAACCUCAGUCCAUGUGGUUUCUGUACGUGUGCCAAACGGAGGACGGUCGAGCAGCUCCAAGGCUUACAGACCGAGAGAGAUCUGGUCACAGUGGGUUUUCAUCAGUCCUGUAGAGAACUGUGUGAAGGAUCCAAACACACCUUGAUCCACCUGUUUUCUCCAAUCGACCAAACUGAUCUCAGCCAAAACACGGCGAAGGGCCAAGACCGCCUCCUGAUGGUCCAUCCAGAAUGUAGACCGGAUCGUCUUUCAUCCGUUUAUUUUUUGUUUCUGCCACAUUGAAACACUGAACUUUGGGUCUGAAUAUCUUUAAACGUGGGAGUCUGACCUGAAGGGGGCGUGUCUUUUCCAUCUCCACCAAUAACCGUUCAUUCCCGGGACGUCGUCUUUGAGUCCUGCCGUCACCUCCUAAAGGUGUGUUUGAGCUGAACACAGGCAGAGAGGGACCAGUAGUCUGAUGAAAACCUUCUGUUGAUAAAGGAAUUAGACGAUUCUUAUGUCCGAGAGGUUUUAGUUCCUUUUACUUUUUGAUUUUUCUCCAAGAGUUCAGUGAAGUCAGUGCCUACAGAGUUGCCUCUCCCACUUUUUUUUUUUGCCUCCCGUUUAAAUAAAUCCACGUGAUGGUUGGCACCCGGAGCCCGUUGCCAUGGCUGUUUGCGAGCAGAUUCAAAUCCCCCCAUUGUUUGCAAUCAAACAGAACAAGGAGAAGAAGAAGAGAGAGAAAAAAAAAAGAGUGUUGAGCCGCCUCUUUGUCCGCGGUGCUGCCAGAAGCAGCAGGUAGCCGGGAUCCUCAGGUUUUUUUCACGCUCGCCAACCCCCAUGCCGCCGCUGCCCCCGCUGUUCCCCCACCUUUACACACAUCAGGCUGGAAGGUCAGCGUGAAAUGUCAGCGUUGUUCCAGCUCCGGCGUGCGUCCUGAUCCCCUCGCCGCGUCCGCCUGUAAAUAUCUGAAAGACAACAUUUCCACCGUUCAUCAGGUGCUCCGCUCCCCCCGCUCGCUUCUCAUCCACCCUCCUCAAUAACUCACUCUCGUCGUGCCUCAGCGGGUGAGCGGUGGCGUGCGUGUCGGCGGGUAACGCAUGCCGGCGUGACUGAGUGACUGAGUGUGUGUGUGUGUGUGAGUACGAGUGUGUGUUUGCAUGUGAACCUGUGAGAGGAGAAGCUCAUCGCUGUGGCUUCUCAUUGAAAUAAUCAGCUGCCUACAGCGAUUGAUUUCUAUAUUUAAAGCUCCAUAUUUUGCCUCUUAAUCAAGCGAUACGUGAUGCUGGUGAACUGUAGAGAGAAUCGGUGUGUUAGGAUGAUUUGAUUCAGUGCGUGCUGUAGUUACAUUCAUACAUUCAGGAUGUUUAAGGAGGGAGCUUUGGGAGCUUUACGGCCUUCACACACCAGAGGGUGAAAUGAAACCACCGAUUCUCAUUCAAACUGACUUGUUUUUGCAGAAUUUUGUAAAACUGAAGGUGAAAAAUGAAAGUUUCUGUCUCAAAAAUGCAGUCCUUUGUGUUUUGUUUUUAAAGGACUUUUGAAAAACAACGGCAGUGAACGCAAGUUAUUGAAAACGCUCUGACUCUGUGAAGAGUAAAUAGUUCGCACCAACUCCUGGCCCUAACGUGCUAGCCUGCCCGUUUUCUGCCGUUUCCAUGUAAACAUGAAACCUUUCUGAAACGAAAACCCAAAAACAAUGUAGCCUAUUUUCACUCGAGCCGUCACGUAAAUGGGGCCUUAAAGCAAGACGUGCCAGUUCUUUGAAAUUACUGAAAAUUUUUUAGACAUAAAUGUCCCAAAAAGCAGGAUCGUAAUUAUUAUAAAACUUUUAAAAAUGCUGUUACCUGAGUGUUUUUUUUUUUCUUUACCAAAACACUUAUGACGCAGACUUGAUGUUUUGGUUUUCCUUGAGUAAGUGGUGUGUAAAGGGCCUUGAGCAGACUGGUCGCUCCGUCUCAAAGGGUUCAUGUGUUCAUCUGGGGGCGGGUAUGUGCCCUUUCCACCUGAAGUGCUGGGAGGUUUUCCAUCUGUGUCCACACUGAGAGAACAGCAGCAGCACAAAGAGAAAAUCCCCCCUCGGUUCUGUGUAAUUGCGCUAAACGUGGGGAAAAUGGGAGACAAACUGCGGCCGUGAAUGCGCGGCUUGUGCUUUUACACGAAGCGGCUCAUUCAUUACAGCUAAUGAAUGAACAGCCCUUUGAGAUCAGCUGAUUUAAAGAAGAAGAAAAAAAAAACCCCACAGCAGUCAUUACUACUGCUUCCGACGUAACCUUCAGGAGGAUGGAGGGAAGCGGUGAAGACCGGACAGCGAGCCGGUUCCCUUUCGGGGCGUCAGAUAUUCAGUGGAGAUCCUCUGAAUGGUUUUAGAUGUUGCCUGCUGCGGUGCCUUGUUGUAUCCAAGAGCCAGGUCCUGGAAUGUGGAGACCUGCGGUCCCGCCGAUUCAGCCCGUUGACAAAAGACUGUCGGGACGCUGUUAUUAGUGCCACUAUCCAUAUAUACUCAUACCAGCCUGCAAUUUAAGAAAAAAAAAAGGGAAAAAAAAAACCCCUCUUUUGUUUCUUUAAUCCUUCCAAAAUGUCUUUUAUGCUGCAGAUC
Molecule: messenger RNA, 3868 nt
Organism: Salarias fasciatus (jewelled blenny)
Lineage: Eukaryota; Metazoa; Chordata; Actinopteri; Blenniiformes; Blenniidae
Gene: tmem222b
Product: transmembrane protein 222b
Exons: 6
Coding region: 37-588 (183 amino acids)
Source: RefSeq, a predicted model, not a curated record